Molecule: messenger RNA, 1699 nt
Organism: Nicotiana tabacum (common tobacco)
Lineage: Eukaryota; Viridiplantae; Streptophyta; Magnoliopsida; Solanales; Solanaceae
Source: RefSeq, a predicted model, not a curated record
UAUGAGAAUAUUUUUGAUGACGAUAAUCUUCAUAGGUGCUCUAUUUCAGCAGAUUCUCAAUUUGGAAAUAGUGGGAGUGAAGACUCGUCAGAUGAUGAAAAUCUGGAUAUGAAGGACAAUGGUUAUCAUGAUGCUGAAAAUGAGGUUGACCCAGACACCGACGAUGAUUGUGAGCGUGUAUUGAGUGGAAAAUUAAGCGAAAGCAGUGGCUCUGCUGCCAGUGAUCUCUAUGAUUAUAAGGGUUUCGGCGGUGAUGAUUCAGAUGUUGGAUCGCCUAGGGAUAGUCGUGUACAAGGAGUGACGUUAAAACCAACUGUAGAUACUCAGCCCCUUGCAGGUUCUAAUGUUCCAUUCAGCGAACAGCUGGAAAGAUGUGGAAAUGAGGUUGAUGUUCCUUGUGAAUUAGCUAGUAGUGAGUCUCAGCGGUCUAUGGGUGAAAUACUCUCAUCUAAGGAUCCUGGGCCACCUCAUGGUGUCUCCGGACCUGAUUCACGUGCAGACAAGACUAGCAGCAAGCUAACUCCUUCUACCCUGAAUGUCAAAAGAUCAACCUUUUGGGGGAGAAACAAUGUGAUUGUCGAUAGGCUCGCUAUACAGAGACUUGAGAUUACCAAAAAUGACUUGCGCCAUAGGAUUGCGAAGGAAGCAAGAGGAAAUGCAAUUCUGCAGGCGAGCUUGGAGAGACGGAAGCAAGCCUUGCAUGAGCGCCGCUUGGCUCUUGAGCAAGAUGUUGCAAGACUACAAGAACAGCUACAAGCUGAGAGGGAUCUAAGAGCUGCACUGGAAGUUGGUUUGAGCAUGUCUUCCGGACAAUUGUCGGGCUCUCGUGGUAUGGAUUCCAAGACUAGGGCUGAGCUCGAAGAGAUAGCCCUGGCAGAAGCAGAUGUGGCUAGAUUAAAGCAGAAAGUUGCUGAGUUGCAUCAUCAACUUAAUCAGCAACGGCAGCAUCACUAUGGCUCACUAUCUGAUGCUUGUGAUCGACUUCAACAUGGGCAAAACCAUAAUUCUCAACUGAAGUAUUUUCAGCAAGAUUUUGACGCAACACUUGCUUUCUGUAAUCAUGAAAGAAGACAAAGAAGUGAGGAAUUUCUGGGUGCAGAUAUGAGGAAUGUUAAAGGACAAGUACUGAAAUCUGGCCCCAGCAGUAGACAACCUGCUCGAAAGCUAUUUCUUGAUACAACCUUAAGUGAUUCCAAGAGUACUGAGGCUUCAACUAGUUUAUCCUUGGAUGAACUCGGUGCCAUUGAUUCUCCUUCCGUGCAUUCUACUUCAAGGACCGCUGAGGCGAUGGAUUAUAGCCAACAUCCCUCAGCUGCAUCUUCCACUUUGGUAGAAUUAACAACGCGUCUGGACUUCUUCAAAGAAAGACGGUCACAGCUCAUGGAGCAACUCCAUAACCUCGACUUAAACUAUGGAUCAACAUCUCAAGACUUUAUGUACAAACCUUCAUCUCCGUCAUGGAACUGACUAAAAUUUUUGUACGAGGCACGUGAAGGGAAGCAGCCGAUAUCUCAGCAUUUGUACAUCCUCUGUAUCAUAGCAUAUAACUCUCUCAUGUACUUUAUGUACUACCAGAUGUACCCUUUUGUUUCUUCCACUUCUUUUCUGGUUUUAGUUAUAUCAUUCAUUCUGAAUUACACCGAAAAAAUAAAUAAAUACUUUUUGCUGUAUAAUAGUAGGACAUGUGUCUUACCGAAUG